UCAGACACACGUUGAGCAACGAUAGGCUAUAAGGCAACAUACAACAAUGUCACAAACACACACACUCCCACACACUUCCACACACGAGGCGCUGUGCCAGAGAGACAAAUGAGGAAGUGAGUUAUCUGAUUGAACUUCGCAGAGAGGUGUAGACGCGGCGAGCAGCGCGCUUUUGGUUUCUUUUUUACUAAAAAACAGAAACGAACCUCUCUCUUUUAACCUGCAUUUUCUACGCGACAUCACACCAAAUAAAGACCAUGGACAAGCUGAAGUCAGAAGAAGACAAACUUGUUACGUGUCUUUCAAGUGACCCUGAUUACAUCCUUGAUCAGUGUGGGGAUAUUUUAUCUAUGAACGAAUUCAAAGAGGCCAAAAAGCAAAGUGGUGCAGCGGACAAGAUGAGAGUGCUUUUGAAAAUAAUACUUCAAAAGGGAGAAGAUACAGCUCGGAGCUUCUUUGAGAUUCUGAAGCAGCAUCAAGCACAUUAUCCACAACUGCAACAGGUUAUUAACCCAAGUGCUCAAGGCUCCGCCACUCCAACAGUGUUCGCUGAUGAUAGCAGUGUUGUUAACGCCAGAGAAAUAACAAAUACAAAAGCAAAAUCCAUCAACAUGAAGAUUGAAGCAGUGAGUCAACCAGGAAGUGGGGCAUCUGGGAACGUUGUUGGACAGUUUCCCAAAGCAGAUCUGAUCGCACUGGGUGGCAGUGUAAUAUGUGCUGACAAAAUAACAAAUGUCAACAUUGAUGGUGACAUAGAUUUGUCUGUGUCUGUGAAACCAGCAAAUGCAUGUGCAGGGCCAGUAGAUAAGAGACAGCCUUCCUCUCAGGGUCCCGCUGGGAAAAUGAUCACUAGGCACAAAGUGAAGAUCAUUGACUGCCUGAGGAGAGAUCACUCCUACAUUCUGCAGCUUGUGCACCAAAAAGAAAUCGUCGACGAGAGACAAUAUGAUAAACUAAAGCAUAUAUCACAGCCAGAACAAACUAUUAUCGACCUGAUCGAUCAGGUGAUUGGUAAAGGUGAAGAGUACUGCUCUCAGUUUCUUGAAGUUCUCAAAGAGCCUGAUGUUCUCAUCACCUACCCACAGCUCAAAGAAAUUACAAAGAAUUGGUGAUAAGCAAUGUGAAUGUCAUAUGUUUUUUUCUAUGCACUGAACAUUUUGUAAUCGACAUUUUUACGGAUUAAAACAUUUAAUUUUCAAAUGUGUCUGUCACACCCUGCCUGGACUUUGGGUGUUUUUUGGUCUUUUUAUGUU
Molecule: messenger RNA, 1253 nt
Organism: Thunnus maccoyii (southern bluefin tuna)
Lineage: Eukaryota; Metazoa; Chordata; Actinopteri; Scombriformes; Scombridae
Exons: 6
Coding region: 258-1112 (284 amino acids)
Biological process (GO): regulation of apoptotic process
Source: RefSeq, a predicted model, not a curated record